UAAAAAUAAAUUCAAUAGAUUAGUAGAGGAAGAUAUUAAAAAAAUGACGUCACAAACGAAACGAAAAACAAAAACUGCUGCGGCACCAACAACAAAACAUCAAAGAUGGCAAUUUCCGCAACGCCAGAAUUAUUUGCUUUCAACAGCUGCAUUAAGCAUGUGCCUGCUGAUAUUUGUUAUCACGACAUUUCCUACCGACUGUCAUGCCAUCGACAUGGGCAAUGAACUAAAUCUGAAGCCCACAAAGUAUUCACAAUGGUCAAAGAAUGUCACAUAUUUCAGUUCAACUGCAUAUAAUGCACGUGGUAUGCAACCACUUUACGAUAUUACAUACAAAGUAUUGUGGUUUAUAGCUGGAGAACAUCCAAUACCAGAAGGCUACAUCACCAUUAAGGAUAUGAAGCCAGAACUUGGUCCAAAAGUUGAACGAAACGAAUGGGGAGAUUUAAUUAAACAUUAUUGGAUUAUUUUGCUGGUUGUUUUGAUUGUGGGUUUGCUGGUCAUAUCGAUGCCAAUUAUUGGAUUAUGCUUUUGCUGCUGCCGUUGUGCUGGUGCUUGCGGUGGACGUUCGGAGCCGUUUGAUAAAAAACAUGAUACUUGUCGACGUGUAUUUCUCGGUUUCCUGCUCAUACUGUUAGCCACAGGCAUUGUUUUUGGAGUUAUCAUUGCAUUCGCUACCAAUAGCUACAUGCAAAUGGGCGUUGACAGCGGCACUGAUGCGGUACGAGCUGGUAGUGCUGAUACACAAAAAUUCCUUGGUGUCACCUCAGAACAAAUUGAUCAUAUCUUGGUUACUAACUAUAAACAACUCUCGGAUCAACUCGAAAACAUUUUAAGGGAAACGUCUUCAUUUAUUAUAACACAGUUAGAACGAAAGUCUAUGGCGGUCUCGUUGCAAUAUCUGACAGAUUUUCUAGCGAAGUUACCAGAACUACGAGAUAAGCUGCAGCAUAUGAAGACAAUAACAAAUGAACUGCGUGUUUAUGCCUCUCAACUGAGUGACGGUUUACGCGGUGUUAAACGUGACUUGCUUCUUAUGCUCACUAAAUGUAAUCAAGAAGCCUGCCAGGAAGUUUUAACCAAAUACGAAAUUGGCAAAUUGGAUGCAAAUGGCAUACAUUAUGAUCAGUUACCUGAUGUUACCGAAAUAAUUGAAAAUUUGGAACAAUUAAUAAAUGACAACAUUGCCGCUGCAGGCAAUCGCGGACGAACUGCUCUGGACAACAUGCGUAAGCAUUUGAAUGAAACAAUCGCUAAACAUACACCACAAAUUAUACAGGCAAUUAACAAAGCUGGUCAAAGCUUCCAGAAGGCUUCUAAUGAUAUUAAAACUGAAUUGAAAAAGAUUUCUAAUUUAAUUGGUACUAAAACUGACAAAUACACUGGAGUUGCAGAUGACUAUCUUAAUGAAUAUGGACCAUAUCGGUUCUAUAUAGGCAUAGGAGUUUGCACAGUUCUGUUGUUGAUACUUAUUUGUUUAGUAAUGGCGUUACUAUGUGGUAUUUGUGGUAAACGGCCUGACGGUUAUGGUGAUGAUUGUUGCAAUAAAGGCUCCGGAUCACGCUUCCUCAUGAUCGCUGUGGCAUUAAUUUUCUUGACAUUAUCUGCUAUUGCUUUGGUUUGUCUAGUACAUUUUAUUUUAGGUUUAGUUGCAUAUCGAGGAGUGUGUGUACCAUUGAAGGAUCCACAAAACGAUGAAAUUUUUGCACUAUUGGAUAAUUCUAUUGAUUUGAAUAAUGUACUAUAUCCUUCACAAGGCAAUGGUAAAGCUGCCUCAGGAACUUUACCACCAUUCCGUAUAUCGCAUGCUAUAACAUCUUGUAAGGCGAAUAAUACCGUAUUUGAGGUUUUGCGAAUACAAAAUCGUAUAGAUAUUCAAGAAAUAAACGAAUAUCCUGCACAAUAUAAAAUUAAUCAAACUCUUGAUAAUCUCGUAAAUGGCAUUGAUUUUGAUAAUGAGAAUAUAGAAAUACUUAGUGAUGCGGAUAAAGAACGUAUUCUUCAAAUGGGCAACUCGGCGAUCAAAUACUUCGAUUCAGGCCAAUUUAUUGAUAAUCUAAACGAUACCAUAACUAAACAUUCCCUUACCGAGAUUUCUGAAAAAUUGCGACAAACUGCAUCACGGAUCACUAGUAGUGAAAUGAAAGAUGUACAAGUGAGUCUGCGCAAUCAAGCAUUACAUCUUGAGACAUAUGAGCAAAAUCUUGUUAUACCCAUGAAAAACCAGUCAUCCCAGUUAAUUAAUUUAGCGCGUGAUUUAGAUAAAAUAUUACGUUAUAAGGAGCAUUCAUUCCAAGAAUCAAUACCAUUAUUAGUAAAUGAAAUUGAUCGUGCACAAAUAUUUAUUGCAAAGGAUGGUAGACAGUUUGUUAAGGAAACUGCUGAAAGUUUAGUUAAUUAUUUCUCUAGUGAAAUUGUACGCUUCUUAGGCAUGGUUGUGGAUUCUGUAGAAAAUAAGAUUGGAUUGUGUGAACCAUUAGCACGAGUGUAUGAUGCGGGUGUUGUUGCUGCUUGCAAUCGUAUUGUAGAUCCAUGGAAUGGUUUCUGGGCUGGUGUUAUAGUAUGUGUUGUGCUUUUCUUGCCAACCCUUAUUGUAGCUGUUAAAUUGGCAAGCUUAUAUCAAAAAUCAGACCCCUAUCCUGGACCCUUAGUAGAGUCGGAGUAUUUGUAUGAUGCUUACAGUGAGCGUGAUCAUAUUCCAUUGGCAAACGGACCCAAAAAUAAACGACGAAAGAAUAAAGAUCGUCGCAGACGAGAAUACUAUGAAGAAACUGUAGGUUCUGGUGGGCAUGGAGCACCAUCCACGGCGUCUGGUGUACGUGAUACACGUUACAAUGAUAUGGCGCCCAAACACUGGGAUGGUGGUCCACCACGUUAUCAAAAUCCACCGAUGGCACCACCAGCAUCUGAAUACGAACGCCCACCGCCAUAUUAUUAUCCUGGAGCUACGGAGCAGGACUAAGUGUUCUAUAUUGAAAUUCAGUUUUAAGAUGUGUUUGAGGAAAUUCACGCACGCAGCAGUAAAUGUGAAAAGAUAUGAAUUGGUAUUAAAAUUUUAAAAACCCGAAAUCGAGUGCAACCAGCAACAAGAAAACAGCCAACGUUAUUUGAAAUUUAGACUUUAGUAUGUUAAACUUUCUAUUAAAAAAAAUACGAAUAUGUAAAAAAAAUUUUUGUGAAAAUUGUAAGAAACUUCAGGUUUUCCCCACAGAAAGUAAAAAUGGCUUUAAUCAGAAAUGAAAUAAAAAUAAUAAAAAUUAAUCGAAUCCAGAAAAAAUAAAAAAAUAUAUAAACUACAAUGAAAGGGGAAGUAAGUUAAAUGCAUAGAUUGAGACUGUAAAUUAAGUUUAUUAAUGUUUUUU
Molecule: messenger RNA, 3362 nt
Organism: Teleopsis dalmanni
Lineage: Eukaryota; Metazoa; Arthropoda; Insecta; Diptera; Diopsidae
Product: prominin-like protein
Exons: 15
Coding region: 44-2962 (972 amino acids)
Cellular component (GO): membrane
Source: RefSeq, a predicted model, not a curated record